AUGGAAGACAAGGGUAAAAGUAAAGCAAUGACAAAUGAAGAUGAAUUAUCUUCUAUAACUUCUUCAGUGGCCAGUGUUGUGUCUAGAGAUGCAGAACCAAUCCCUAUUACUUCAGGGAAUGCUCCUGAAUUUAAUAGCAGUAGAAGACGAUCAUCAUUAGCAUCCUUAGGGUCCUUACUUCAUACAUUAAGUGGAACAUCAUCAACUAGCAAUUUGUCAAGAUACACCACGGAUCAGUAUUUGGUAGAUAACAUUUAUGAAGGUUUAAACCAAGAUGCAAUCAAUUUGCGUAGAACUGCAACUAGAAACACUAUUUUAGAGACCAUGACCCAUCGUGUGGAUCUGGUAAAGCAAACAACAGAGCAUGAUAUAGAGAAAGUAAAAUCACCUGAAAUCUUAGACGAAGAAGAAAAUAUAUAUUCAGUUAUACCAGAUGUUUCAGCACCAGCGAAGGACUUUGGAGGAGAGUUUAGUCAACUAGACCCCGAAUUGAUUUCAUGGGAAGGACCUGAUGACCCAGAAUAUCCUCGAAAUUGGUCUCGUGCAACUAAAAUCCAUCAAACAUUUAUUGUUGCUCUAUAUACUUUAAUUUCACCAAUGUCUUCCAGUGUAUUAUCUCCAGCAAUGGGUGCUAUAGCAAAAGAUUUUGGCAUUCAUGGUUCAUUUCUUGAAGCAUUCACUGUUUCUAUUAUGGUUCUCGCAUGGGCAUUGGGCCCUUUAAUCAUUGCCCCAAUUUCUGAAUCUGAUUCAGUUGGUAGAAAACCUGUUCUCAACGUAUCAAUUUGGAUUGUUUUCAUUUUCAAUUUAGCCGCUUCAUUUUCUAAGCUGACAGUUCAAUUGUGUGUUUUCCGUUUCCUUGCGGGACUUGGAGGUUGUGCACCACUUAAUGUUGGUGCUGGAUGUUUAUCAGAUUUAUUUAGUGAUUCGGAUAGACAAUUGGCCAUGGCAUUUUAUUCAGUUUGUCCAUCGAUUGGUCCAAUUAUUUCCCCCAUUAUAUCUUCAUUUAUUUUGCAAGGAGGUCUCAAAUGGAGAUGGUGCUUUUGGGUCUUAACUAUUUUCAAUGGUGCUGUCGCAGUUUAUGGUACCAUAUUUUUUACUGAAACAUAUUCACCUCGUCUUUUGAAGGAUAAGGCCAAGAAGUUGAGGAAAGAGACCAAUAAUGAGCAUUUACAUACCAUUUAUGAAAUGACCAAUGGCGGGGAAACAAUGUUUGAGAAAUUCUUACUUACAGCCACCAGACCAAUAUAUUUAUUAGCUACCAACCCUAUGAUAAGUGGAUUGGGUUCAUUUAUGGCUUUUGUUUAUGGGUUUAUGUAUUUGAUGAUUGUUACGUUCCCCACAGUUUUUGGUGUUGGAUAUGGAUUCAAAACUUCGAUUAUGGGGUUAAUGUAUUUACCUUUAGGACUUGGGUUUAUUAUUGGAACUGCAUUUUGGACUGUUAUGAUUGAUAAAGUGUACACUAGUAAAAAGGCCAAGAAUGGCGGGGUAGCAAAACCAGAAUUUAGAUUACCAUGUCUUGUAUUUAGUGGGGUUGGAGUACCAAUAGGACUUAUAUGGUAUGGAUGGUCUGCUCAAAAACGAUUACAUUGGAUUAUGCCUGCACUUGGAAUGGGUAUAUUUGGAUUUUUUUUUGUUGCAGUUUUCCAAACUAUACAAAAUUAUUUGAUUGACAUGAACAAUCGAUUUGCUGCUAGUUCUGUUGCAGCAGCUGCCGUAUUCCGGUCGAUUUUUGGGUUUGCAUUCCCUUUGUUUGCGCAUGCAAUGUAUUCUAAAUUGAAUUAUGGUUGGGGGAAUACAAUGUGUGCCUUAAUUGGAUUGGCUUUAGGAAUCCCAUUCCCAUUAUUUUGUUUGGCAUACGGAGAGAGGCUAAGAGGAUGGGCUAACACACGGAUGGAGAGAGACCAAGCUAUUAGAGACAAGAAGAAGCUUGAAAGAAUUCAGAAGGACGUUAAGGAAGAUUAA
Molecule: messenger RNA, 1962 nt
Organism: Lizanozyma spartinae
Lineage: Eukaryota; Fungi; Ascomycota; Pichiomycetes; Serinales; Debaryomycetaceae
Product: MFS transporter
Exons: 1
Coding region: 1-1962 (653 amino acids)
Biological process (GO): transmembrane transport
Molecular function (GO): transmembrane transporter activity
Source: RefSeq, a predicted model, not a curated record